Messenger RNA from Pocillopora meandrina, 444 nucleotides. NCBI's taxonomy places the organism in Eukaryota, Metazoa, Cnidaria, Anthozoa, Scleractinia, Pocilloporidae. The record is from the annotation of a GenBank genome assembly.
AUGGCAUUGUACAAACAGUUAGUUGCUCAAGCAAAGGCAUGUAUCAAUCCAGGCUUCCGCUUUUACCAACAGAAAUUCCAUGUGCAAUUCCAUAAUAUUGUCCGUGCAUUUAAGGCUGCACGCUUAUGCUGCCCAAUACAGGUGCAAGCACUACAUUCAACUGCUGCAUCAGUCCAGGAACUAAAGCAAUUUAGUUUCAUUACUGCAGAAGUUGUACAGCUUGUGGAAGAGCUGCCAAACUAUCUGGAUCUAGCCACUGCUGAUGGUGCAGCCAUUGAAACAGAGGAAGGCAAAGUACAGUGGGGGCUACACAUGCCGCUGCUCUCCCAAAUUGAUCUACUGCAGUCAAAAAGAUCUUGUUGGUGCAGCCUAGUUCAGCAUCAGCUGAACGAGUGUUUAGCCUGCUGCAAAAUGCAUUUAGCAAGCAGCAAGAGGCAGCAUUAG